Pochonia chlamydosporia 170 is the source of this 4200-nucleotide messenger RNA. RefSeq names its product calcium-transporting ATPase 1. Gene Ontology annotation, cellular component: membrane. Bases 1 to 4200 code for a protein of 1399 amino acids. The record is from RefSeq and is a predicted model, not a curated record. The transcript has 4 exons. Gene Ontology annotation, molecular function: ATP binding; transporter activity; ATP hydrolysis activity. Lineage: Eukaryota; Fungi; Ascomycota; Sordariomycetes; Hypocreales; Clavicipitaceae.
AUGAAAGGUGCCAUUGAGAAGGUUCUCGCUGCAUGUGGUACGUACCUGGAUAAAGAUGGAAGGGAGAUUGUCCUCGACUCAAAUAGACGCCAAGAGGCUCUAGCAGCCGCACACAAAAUGGCCACAAAGGGCCUCCGUGUUCUCGCUUUUGCCAGCGGCCCUGUUUCCAGGUCAUUUAAAGGAAGAUCGGGAUAUGGACCGUCGCGCACGGGUACACCUGGUUCAGAUCACAACGGCAGUUCACUUCCAGAGGCCCAUGAAGAUGUCUAUAGGGAUCUGAUGUUUGCCGGUCUGGUCGGCAUGAGUGACCCACCAAGACCGGGAGUUAGCCGUGCCAUCAGGAGGCUGAUGAGAGGUGGAGUGAAGGUAAUUAUGAUUACUGGUGAUGCCGAAACUACAGCCCUAGCUAUUGGGAAGCAAUUGGGCAUGAACAUAGCCGUGGCCAGUGAGCAUACGACCAGUCAAGGGACAGUGCGACCUGUGCUUCGAGGAGACGAGGUGGACAAUAUGUCAGAAGACGACCUUGCUCUGGCUAUGCAACACACGACCAUCUUCGCCAGAACUAAUCCGGACCAUAAGAUGAAGAUUAUCCGAGCCCUGCAGUCGCGUGGCGAUAUUGUCGCCAUGACUGGGGAUGGAGUCAACGAUGCGCCUGCUUUGAAGAAGGCUGACAUUGGCAUUUCGAUGGGCCGUCACGGAACUGAUGUCGCCAAGGAAGCCGCAGACAUGAUCCUGACAGACGACGACUUCUCGACCAUUUUGCGCGCCAUCGAGGAAGGCAAGGGAAUUUUCAACAAUAUUCAGAAUUUCCUUACCUUCCAGCUCAGCACCAGCGCAGCCAAUAUCAUCAUGGACGGUCCUCCAGCUCAGUCUCUUGGUGUUGAAAAGGUUGAUCCCGAUGUGAUGAACAGACCACCAAGAAGACGUAACGACGCGGUGCUUACCAAGGCGGUUCUUAUGCGCGUGCUUACAUCCGCUGCUAUCAUCAUGAUCGGCACCAUGUUGAUAUAUAGCCACGAGAUGCUAGCAGAUGGCCAAGUAACACGAAGAGACACAACCAUGACUUUUACGUGCUUCGUUUUCUUUGAUAUGUUUAACGCACUCAGCUGCCGGUCAGAAUCCAAGUCUAUUUUCCGAGGCGAAAUAGGCCUAUUCGCAAAUAACUUGUUUAACUGGGCGGUGUCACUCAGUGUUGUCUGCCAACUGCUAGUGAUAUACAUGCCUUGGCUCCAAGAGGUCUUCCAGACAGAAGCAAUUGGGCUUGGCGACCUGUUUAGGCUUAUUGUCCUUUGCAGCUCAGUGUUCUGGGCGGAUGAGUUGCUCAAGCUGUGUGAGGUUUCGAAGACAAUGGACAUACAAGACGGGGUGGUGGCUUGCUCUUUAGACAUUGUAUUUCCCGAGGCGUUGGAGUGCCAACAUAUAAAGCAUAGCAUAGCAAUUUACAGCGAAAUGGGUUCGAUGUAUUUUGUACAUAGAGGGAUGUUUGAAAUACCAAUCGUUUCAAAGAGGACUGAAGCUCCUAUGAAAAUGUCACCCAGCCAAAGUUGUAGGUCCCAAAGCAAUAAUUUGCUGUUUGAUUGUGUACUUCGUAUAUGCAUGUGCCAGCGUUUUGGUGAGAGGAGCCUGGUGCUGCUGUUGCAAGUGGGCCGUCGGACUGGAGUCUGGUUACAGCACACCAUAGAAAGCUGGGUGGGAGUGACGUUGGCAGCUUCAACAAACCAACAUACAAGCUCCUCUGCCAACAAAAACCUUGUCGACAACGGCCACGGGAGCUAUGCGCCUCCCGGCCAGAUCUUGUCGUCGCCAAUGUCCGCUCUCACAAACGGCGUAUUGAAUCGCCAUAAUGGUAGCGAUGACAAGGACGGGAAGCUAAAACCCGAGUCACCAUCGCCCCUCAGCGAUGUCUCCAACGUGGCCGAACUUCGCGCUGCGCUGGCAACCCUACACGACCGAGAAUCCGCGUUGACAAAUCGCCUCGACUCUCUGAUUGCUACACAAGCCGAUUUAACACGAGACCUCGGACGAUUGGAUUUAUUGCGUGCUGGUUUGGGUGCUCAAGUCAUCGCCGCCAGGUCCAUCAGCAAUGACAUGCUCUCAUCUGCAGCCGAGACCGCAGGCAGGCUUAGCAACAGAGUCAAGGAGCUGGACCUGGAGAAGAGCCGUGUGGAAGACACGCUUGGCGUUGUUGAACAGGUCGCUGAGCUCAAAGCCUGCGUCAAUGGCGUGGUAGGUUCUAUGGGUGCGCCGCAAGACUGGGAGGCAGCAGCUGGAUACCUGGACCGGGCGAGCAAAGUACCAGAGGAAAUUGCCAAGGGACCAUUUGCUACCAGUAUAGUUCCCAGUGUGGAAGUACCUGAUCCUCCCUGGGUGACGUUGGAAACCGCCAGAGAGUCUCUUUGUGGACUGUUUCUACGGGAGUUUGAAAAAGCGGCCAGCCAUGGUGAUGGCACAAAGGUUACUCGGUUCUUUAAACUAUUCCCCUUGAUUGGGCGGACAGAUGUCGGAUUGGAUGUAUAUGGGCGGUAUGUUUGUCAAGGAGUCGCGGGGACUGCUCGCGCAACACUGAAGGACAGCGGCGGCGCACAGGAAAGGAGAGAAAAGUUCUUUUACGCCAAUGCAUUAACAAGGCUUUUUGAGCAUAUCGCACAGAUUGUUGAUAGUCAUGGGGGCCUCGUGGAGCGGCACUACGGUGCUGGCAAGAUGGUUAGGGUGAUUGAGCGGCUACAGAUGGAAGCGGAUGUUCAGGGUGGCAUUAUCAUGGACGCAUGGAGCGACGAGCGCAGUAUUGACAGGACGUUGACCGACGUUAAAAGUUAUCCAUUUUCGUUUUUGGUGCAGAGCUUUCUGCCACAGCCUCCCAGGGGCGGAACACCAAGGGUGAAUUCACCUGCUGUUGGAGGUGGAAAUAAUCCUCGGUCUAGUGAGGAUGAAGGUGUCAACAUGAAGGAGGUGGAUGGGCUACUGAACGAAAUUGCCCACAUGCUUGGGAGGUGGUCGCUAUAUACACGGUUUUUGUCUGGCAAAUAUGAAGAUGCGGCACUGGCUUUGCCAGAGCUUUUGAUAAAGUCAAACCUGUACCGCAAGAUUUCCGCAAAACUUACAACGCCAUACAAUGUCAUGACUACAUUCUUCUUUCGCCGGUCUGUGGAAAAGGCUUUCCAACUGGAUGAGUACCCAGGUGGCUUGUCACUACGACUGAACAGGUCGAUCGAAGGAAAUGGCCCAUUCAUCAUCAUGGCGGUGGACGAUGUUAUGUAUAUUGUCAACACGGUGAUACAAAAAUCCAUGGCGACGUCGCAGCGAGAUGUCAUUGCAUCUGUCAUCCCAACUAUUGGCAGAGUCUUGAGCUCUGACUUCAUUGGCAUGGUACAGCGUAAGAUGAGAGACGAAUCCUAUCCAAAGGCCCUCGUGCAGGGGGGCUUCCCACCAGAGGACAAAAUCAUCCAGUUCAUCGUGCUCAUCAACAGUCUGGAUAUGGCCAACGAAUACUUGAGCAGAAUCAUUGGCAGUCGAGUGGUCAUAUCCGAAGACCAACCCGGUGUACUGACCCUCGAUGCGUCGAUUAAAGACUCAUUCCCUUUCGACAAGGAUGUGGCGUUUGUUGCCAACUCACUACACACUCUGGAGACCAGCUUCAUCAGCAAAUCAUCAGAACUCCUCAAUGAAGGCAUCCAGGUACUUUUCAACCAGGUUGCCAAGUUGCGGUUACGCCCCAUUAUCAACGACACCUUCCGCGACACAGACUACACUCUAAAUGAAGAGGAACUGGCCGAAAUUGCACAGCAGAAUGACGAAAGCGAAGACGAUAUGCUUGACCAAGUUCGGAGACGAUUCGAACACGGCUGGGAUCAACUCAUGAAGCCGAUUGCACGGAUAAUGACGCCCAACACAUUCAGCACGCUACUAGAUAUCACAACUCGGUACUUGUCCAAGACUUUGGAGAGGAGGAUACUGAGCUAUUCUGGGAAGACGAGCCCGUUUGGCGUGGUCCGCAUAGAAAGGGAUUUUACGGCUAUUGUAAAUGUUGUUUCCAAAGGAGACUACGGCGUCAGAGAGGUGUUUGGUAAAGUUACACAGCUGCUCAUGGUGGCUAAUAUGGAGGAUGAUGAGUGGGAGGAGCUUGCAAAUGAUGAUGAAGCUGUUGAGUGGGUGUUGACGGAAGAGGAGAGGAGAAAGGCGAGAAACUUGGUGAGGGGGUAG